Molecule: messenger RNA, 505 nt
Organism: Sabethes cyaneus
Lineage: Eukaryota; Metazoa; Arthropoda; Insecta; Diptera; Culicidae
Gene: ND-13A
Product: NADH dehydrogenase [ubiquinone] iron-sulfur protein 6, mitochondrial
Exons: 3
Coding region: 42-419 (125 amino acids)
Biological process (GO): mitochondrial electron transport, NADH to ubiquinone
Source: RefSeq, a predicted model, not a curated record
CACACCAAUAAUCAACAUCAAGUAAUUCCUGCAUUGUAAAAAUGGCUUGCAGAGUGCUUUUAAAGCCAUCAGCUCGUAUCGUUCACCGGCUAGGAGCUUGUGGUAUUAAAACCCAAGUACUGGCUGCACCGUUUGCUGCAAUCAAGGACGAAAUAACCCACACCGGUCAGUUUUACGAUGAAAAAGACUAUCGUAACGCCCGUUUUGUGAAUGCCACCAAAGUGGUCAAUCAGAACUGGGCCAUCAAAUUGAUCGAUGAAACACCCAUUAUCGAAUCCACCCAGCGGGUUGUAUACUGCGACGGAGGAACCGAGCCAGCGCUGGGUCACCCGAAAGUUUACAUCAAUCUGGAUAAACCAGGAGCUCAUGCGUGCGGUUAUUGCGGUCAAAGAUUCCAGAAAAAGGAUCAUCAUCACUAGAAAGUGAAAGUUCGCAGUAAAAUUUGAAAUACUAUUCAGACUUUUGAUUUUUGUUUAAAAUAAAAGCGUUAGAUGAAAAACGGAAA